AUGGUGGGCCAGGAAUUUAUCAGCCUCUUUCAGUCCUUCAAUGAGGGGCAUCGCCUCUGUCUGGAGGACUUUGCAGAUCGGCUGAACCUCUUUACAGUCCUCCUCUUUCUCCUUUCCUGUCUAAUCAUAUCGGCAAAACAGUAUGUCUUCAACUUUAUCUCCUGUUACACGCCUGUUGAGCCGUCUGGCGGAGCCUUCAAGGACUAUGUCUCCAACUUCUGCUGGGUGCAUGGAACGAUACCCUUUCGACCUAACGAACCGCUGCCAUCAACAGAUGCUGAAUGGAAUCUCUACGACCAACACAGACGCAUUAGUAAGUUUGAGGCUGUUUUAACGGGAGUCCCUUGGAUCUACAAUGUUAAAAUCAGGAGUUGAGAGCCAUUCCUGUCUUCACUUCAUCACCAUAGUGUUAUCAGUAAAUAUCCAUUGUUUCUUCAGUAAGGGGCUUCCGAAAAAAUAUUUCCACCCGACCCCGUGGAUUUCCUGAUACGUCAUCGUCAGAUGGCCAACCACUUAUAGUCCUGCACUGCAAAUAUAUGCUUUCUUCAUGGAGAUGAUCAUCCUCCAAAACCGGCUGUUAAUCGAGAUACGUUACCUCAUGAAAUGCUAGUUGAAAUUCUGAAAUGCGCUUCCGAAUCGAAAAGUUUACUUAAGUGGUGUUGUAAUACCAAUUACCAUGUGGUCAAGUUCCAAAAUAUCUCAGUCACACCAGGAAGACGACUUCCAAACGAGCUCCCUACCGACCGUUUGUGUAAACUAUAUUUCGUAAAAAAUGGCUACUUAACUAGCAUGAUUUUUCUCCGUGAUUUUCGGCGCCCCUAUAAUUUCACGUAAAUUUUAUAGAAGACAUGUCCAAAAUAUUCUUUCUUUUACUCAGUUGGUGACAAGCUAAGACAUCUUCAAAUUUUACACUUGAAGCAAGAGUAUGUUAUUGCCGACAAAGACAAUGAAGACUGGAAUGGUCAUUUCUUGCUUAUUAACCGUCGUCAGCCAGUCAUACCCAACCUCGAAGUGUGGAACACCCGAGGCUUGAACUCGUGACCUGUUAGUUAGAAUUCCACGCCUCCAACCACUGGACCACGAGUCUGUUGCCCUGUCGGUUUUCGAUCGGGAAUAUGCAAUGGUAGGGGACGCUCACCGAUCGUUUCGACGGAACUCACUUUUUCCAUUGUGCCUUACGGGCUCUCUCUCGAGCCCAACCAGCAGCCGCACAGCGGCGCAUGAUACAGGCAGUAUGUGGCCCGGUGGUUAGAGGCGUGGACUUCUAACUAACAGGUCGCGAGUUCGAACCUCGGGUGUUCCGCACUUCGGGGUUGGCUAUGACUGGCUGACGACGGCUAAUAAGCCAGAAAUGGCCAUUCCAAACUCCUUUGUCUUUGUCGGUAAUAACGUACUGCCUAUAUCAUGCGCCGCUGUGCGGCUGCUGGUUGGGCUCGGGUAAGAGCCCUUAAGGCACAAUGGAACGAGUGAGUUCCGUAGAAACGAUAGGUGAGCGCCCCCUGCCAAAGCGUAUUUUCCAGUUUUAAAAAGGUUCUAGUAAUGAGAUUUUUAAAGAUCGUGCGAUGUCCAGUCGUAAAGCAUCUUGUCAGCAUAUUUGUUAAUGCUGCAUUUAAGGUAGACAACGCGAUUUACAUCCAUUACAAAUUUUAUGAGCUUUUUAUUUCCUCUUCAUAAUAGUAUAUAGAAUCGUUUGAUUUUCCUUGCAUGAAAGGUAUACAGUUAGUAGUUUGGAAACUCUGAAGGCAAGUGUAACGGCAGGUCGAGUUCAAGAUUAUUGGGGGAUUGAGAAAUUUUUGCAAAACCGAAAGGUACUCUUUCUGUAAGUAAAAAAUUUAAAUAGUAUGUAAUUUUUUAUCAACUGAGUAAAUUAAGGAAUAUUUUGUGCAGGUUUUUUCUAAAAUAUACUUGCAUUUAUAAGGGUAUCAAACAUCAAUGAUAAAAAUCAUACUGGUUAAGCAGUCAUUUCUCCGGAAUACAGUUUAUGCAAGCGGCCGAUGAGAAGUCCAUUUAAAUGUCGGCAUCCUGACGUGACUGAAAUAUUCUAAGGUUGUGCAGCACAAUAACUGAUGUCACAAUCUUAACAAAAUAAGUUGUGAAAUUGAAAACACGUGUGAGAAUUUCAGUCAACGUUUCACGGGAUAGCAUACCAAUUAUACUUUUUAAAAGGUGUCUGUCUUUUGUACAGAUGGGUUAUGAAAUUUUAAUAAUAAGUGCCCCAUGUCGUUUCGUUCUGUCGUCUUUUUGAAGGUGCGAGCAGAGCAACAAACCGAGCCGCAGUUUCCCGGGGAGUAAGAAACCUAUAUACGGAUGCGCCGUAGGCUGUAUGAUUAUUUAAAUAUUGUUAAGUAUGUACUUUUGUGCAUAAUUCACCAGAUACUACUCGGUUCUGGGUCUUAAGGAAGCAGUGGAUCCGCCAGACAGGUUGGGUGAGUGUUCGUCAAUGAACCAUUCUCUUGCGCUGCGGUUCCUGGAGUAUAAUCGGUUGAAGAUGACGAUGACGAAUUUUAAAAGAGAUUUCUUCUCCCUUGUCUCUCCUUGCCUCUGAUAGACAAACCUUGUUAGAAAGGUUAUAGGAUGCCUUUUUGGCAGCACAAGUGCUCGCUAAAAGCCCAGACACGCGUGCUUCGCCGAUAUUCUGUCGCUGCAUCGUACAGCUGCGAGGGGUUCGGUUCUUCAGUGGAUCACCCAGCAUUCCCGUGUGCUUUCUGGUAGGUAUUCUAGUUUACAAUUUUUGUGCUUUUUAGUUUCUCCAGAGAUUAGCUGCGAACUUGGAGUAACUCAGCAUAUUCUAAGGUCAAUAGGCGCAGGCCGAAAUCUGAUGUAUGGAUAGUUGGGGCGGAAGUCCAUCAGCCACAGCGGGAUAAUCGCGUAAUAUUCAUUAACUGCCGACAGGCAGCUAGUAGUAUAUACUAAGGCCUAUGUGCGCAGAUCGAAAUUUGGUUGGUUAAAUUUCUUUGUAUAAACUGGUCUAUUCCAAGUUAGUGGUUAGUUUCUGAGGAAAUGAAAAAGCAACAAUUUCUAAACUGGAGAGUCUACUAGAAAGCAAACGGGGAAUGCUGGGGAACUCACUUAAGGGCCGAACCCCUCGCAGCUGUUCCACACAGCGGAAUAAUCUAGGCGAAACACGCGUGUCUGGUCUUUAGCUAGUACCGGUGCUGUUAGUAUGGUAUCUUCCAACGCUAAAACAUACUACUAGCUGCCUGUCAGCAGUUGAUAAAUAUUACGCAGUUAUCACGAUGUGGCUGAUGGACUUCGGCCCAAACAUCCAUACAUCAAAUUUCGGCCUAAGACUAUAGACCUGAGAAUAUACUGACUUACUCCAAGUUCGCAGUUAAUUUCUGAGGAAAAUAAAAGCAACAAAUUCUUAGAUGGCUCACUAUACCUAAGAGAUUCUUUAUUUUCUCUAGAGCUUAGCUUGUUAUUUCCAACUUCCACGUAUGGGACCAGAAUAUUCUUAUACAUAGUACAGAUGGUUAUACCAUACUCCGGACAUUGGUACUAGCUAAAAGCCGACAUAGCUCCAUGUCCUGUACUUUAACUAUUCUCUGGAGUUCAUGUUGCCAGAAAUCGCACACAGAAAAUUGGGAGCCCAUUGAGGAGCCCCAUCCCUCGCAGCUGCAUCACGAAACAGGGGGAACAUCGACGAACACAUGUCCGGAGAUUUGGCUCGUGUCUAUGCCGGGAGUACGGUAUGACCGUCUAUCAUGUAAAAUUGUACUACUACUAGUAGUACUAAUUGACUGUAGAAUUGGAGAUAGGUGGUUGUGUAGCAGAAGUUGCUUGUCUUUGAAUCAAAUGUUCAUUGGUCCUAAAAAACCACGUUCCGGACGGUUAACUUCAUAUCAUGCAGUUGGCAAUUUCUGAAAUUAUUAGCUUCACGUGUGUAUAUUACCUUGUCUUACUAACGGCUUUUAACAUAACCAUUAAUUCCUGCAAAUGCUCUGAGGUGCGGUAUGAUAAUCGCAUCCAAUGAUGACAGCCUGUCUGUUUUCAAAAAUAUAAAAAAUGCAAUUGAGGUCCCCUAUAUCGCCCUUUAUUUGCGCUCACAUAUAACGUUCGGUGACCAAAGAACUCAGGUUCGAAUUCCAAAUUAUCCAGACCCUGGGUACAGCUAACUGACGACGUCUAAUCGUCUAGAAAUGGCCAUUGCAGUCUCUCUUAGUUUUGCCGACACUGCCUCCUCUACGUAUAUACAUAUAUAUGGGGAUUUUGCGCAGACAAAGACAACGAAGACCAGGAUAAUCAUUCGUGACCUAGUAGCCGUCGUCAACCAAACAUAACUGGAUCCCAAGUUUGGAGAACCUCAACAAAGAACCGAAAUAUGACCUCAUCGGCCGUCAGGACAGUGCUUUACAUUCAGGCUACAGCGUCAUUGGUCUUUCGAUUAUAAUAGGGGAAAGUAAUAAAUUUGUGAAGCUGUUCACUGGUCUAAUUGCAGCGCAUAGCACACUUGUCCUGGUGCGUUUAGAGCUGAAGUUAUGACUCUUGCAGGCAUUUGCGAACUGAUCAUGAAUAGAGCAGAAUAAACAGGUUGAAAAAUAUGAGGAACACUAUAACGGACUAAUAACGACGGCCAAUAAGCCAGUAAAUGAUCCUCUUAGUCUCCAUUGCCAUUGUUCGUACUUUUGCGUUAUUACGGAUCGUUAUGCACUUGUUUGUGGGGAUUCUGAGUGAAAUCCAAAAACCCAACUACCAGUGAACGACACUGCCACGACCUUUGCCGGAGAUUCAAAACAGUUUCAGACAAAUUAAAGGAGUCAAGGUUGCAAAUGACGAGGUAAGUAUGUGAUCCAAUGGGAUCUCUCUUUCCAUCUCAAUUUCGCUGGAUGCAGUGAGACGUUGCGCCUAAGAACUCCUUCAGGCCCAUACUCCGGAUGUGCCUACGAACGCCUUAGAAAGAAAGGCUAAUGGGCAACCCUAUGCCUAGAUGGCCAUGUAAUCGAAAGACUGGUGAAUCACUUCAUGCAUCGGUUUAUUACGGAGAGACAUACUUAGACACCUGCUUAACAGCAUAUUCCCUGACGUUCAGUUCACAAGAGAAGACGAGGAGGCCGAGAAAUUACCCUUCCUUGACGUGCUCGUCACGCGCACAUUUGAUGGUAAACUUAGCGCUACAGCGUACAGAGAGGUGACCAAUACAACCCAGGUCCUCAAUAUCACAGCAACCACCCAUCGGUGCAAAACCGGGGUUGUGUGAGGGCGCUUUUCAACCGGGUAAAAGCGCCCCGUAGCGAGUCCGGGGGAAGGAUGCAAGAACUACGGCAUCUCAGGGUUCAGUUGACAAGGAACGGCUACCCAAAUAGUUUUAUCAGUCGCUGCAUACGCACGCACCCACGACGGAGUAACGGAAGAGAGACACCAACAAUUUGGCAUUCCCUGCCAUACAUAAAGAAUGUGUCCGGGGCCACAGAACGCGUUGCGUCAGAGUUUGGCGUGGGCAUCGCUCAUCAUCCGGCGGUCAUCCUGCGUAGCAGAAUAAUGAAAAGGAAGGAUUGGCAGGACGCAGGUGAGCAGUCGGACGUAGUCUAUCAAAUCCCGUGUCAUAACUGUCCUUGCCACUACACAGGCCAAACAGGACGACGUCUCAGCUCACGAACACUUGAGCACAAACGGGCAGUCCGGAGAGGCGACCCACUAUCUCAAGUCGCCACUCACACGCUGGAGGAAGGCCAUGAGUUCAACUUCGCCAACACGCGGAUAUUGGCGCGAUCCGGUAACAAGACGGGGCGAGAACUGUUGGAGGCGUCGGUGUCGGACAACAACUUUAUCAAUAGACACAUUGUUUUGCCUGCCUGCUAGCACGCACUUCUCCCACGCAGCCAGGUGGCGCAGCUCACAUCGCAGCGAAGUACAAACGUCGUCACCACGCCGGCGGACCAUUGUGGGUCAGGCAGCACAAACCAGACCUAGCCACGGACGUAGUCCUCCCCCCCAUCACGGCGAGAUGAUAUAAAUGUUCACACGUUGCUGCAUUCUAGCAGUCUCUGAUGAUGAACUCCAGUUCGGGUCCGAAAGCUAAGGCCAGUAAAUCUGCCGUCCCAGUGAUUGUGCCUUUGUCUUCCUUGUUAUGCAUUAUGAAAGUAACCAUUCCGUCUCUCACGAGCAGAGUCAUGACUACAAACUAGUAAACCUGACGAUUUAAAGGACCAAUUAACUGUUUGACCCUGCCUAACGAAAAAGCCCGUAUUCGGCUGGGUCCUGAUCCAAAUACGCCCCUACUGCAUUCCUCCAUCCCACCGGGGGUGGCUGCGUCCGUUCCCGCUUGUCCUUGGGCAUUUUGCAUGUGGCAUCUAUGUCGAUGCGUAUAUUGAUGCGUCUGAAUGCAGUGCCUUCAGUAAUUAGCAACCUUUCUAGAUUGGAUAGGCAUCCACAGUGCGAGUUCUCUCCUCUUUUAUGAUGUGUCAAGUGUUCAAUGUAGGAAUGAUCACCUGGAAAAGAUGGUAUUCAUGUACAGGGGUGAGCGCGGACUCCUCGCUGUUGUCACAGUAGCCUGCAUCAAAAGUGCCACAGGGGAUUUUGUAGACAUCUUGGAUAGUUCAAUACUAGCCAAACGCCACCCCAGAGUGUUCAUAAAGUAGUCGUACGUUUAGGCACUACGGGAAUCUGAUGUUUUCAGAUGUUUUUCGGCAAACUCAAAUACAUUUUUGGAAACGAGGGCAGAAAGCCAGCACUCCUUCCCAGAUGUUAUCGGACGUCACAGCAAACCUUCGUUUAUUGCAAAGACAUUCCCCGAGGUCAGAUUUUGUUUUGAUAGGGAUAUUCUUAUGAGUGAUUCAGGGGUCUGGAAGUCGAGAUACUUCAUUUUAGCACCGUUCGGAAUGUGUUUGACUAUGGCAAUGCCUAUUUUUCUGCUUUUCUAGGUGAUUACAUCACACGAAUUUGAAAUUUUAUAGGACCACAUUCAAUGAGGCUGGUCAGUGUAACUCGUACCUUUUCAUCAGUGCCUGGCCCUUGAGCUAAAAACGACGAUAUCUUUCUCUUAAGUAGCCGUUUUGGCUGUCGCUGCUUUAGUCAACGCCAUUCUCCAUGACAUUCAAGCCGCUGUGACCCAUUCUCUGUGAUCGACGACCAGACCCCUCAGCAGUCAUUGUCCCCAUGCAGUUGCAUUAUCAACCAGCACAUCCCACAGGGCCCGGUAUCAUCAUCAGGUCAGUAACUGAGGCGAUCGGAUCAGCGCUAGAAAGCAUGCCUUUGCAAACUACUUUGAUCUGCGUCCAGCGGAAUGCAUGAAAAGAACUUCUGAUAUUGGUAUCACACUGCGUUACAAACAGUAUGCGUCCUUAAUCGACCGUAAAGCUUCACCUCCACGCCCUGAUCUCUAAACCGGCUCUAUGAUAAUCCCUAGAGGCAAGCAGGGACACCGGUGAUUCUUGACUUGUUUUCCACGUAGCCCAUGACUACAUCAGUAGGAUUUCUGCAUUGAAGUGCUACCGACCAUGAAAGCGCACUUCUAAAUUCAGUGUCGGGAAGACAGUGUCAAGAAGACUGCCGAGAGAACAUAGACGACUGCUGAAUAAAAUAUCAGUCCGGUAUUUGAAGGUAGAGUAGCUCAGACGUGCGUGAAGGUCGACCUAAACAUUCGGUUCGUGGAUAGCCCCUACAGUCGUAGAACAGGUGGUGCGCACAUGCACGCGCUAACACGUGUGCGACCUUGCGCAAGGCUACGGGGCAGCUGGCAUGUAACUUUCAAUGUGUCCGCGUCCCCUGGGACAGAACUCGCCCCCUCGGCAGUGGAUGGUAUCCCGAUAUCUCUCCUAAGUUUCAUGUGACUUCCGACGUCUUGAAGAGGAAAGAAAGAUCACUUUUCACCAGAGUGAGUGUCGGAAUUCAUCGCAUGGGUGGACAGUAAUAAAGUAAAAGUAUGGAAGACGAGUAGUUAGGAUAUAACGAGGAAAUUUUCUACAUAGUGAAAGGGUUAACAGAUACUGGUAAAAUGACGAGGUCUGAAUCAGGAUGUGCAUUACUGCUUCAAUUAGUAAAAAAAGUCGACUGAAGGUCUCGUGAGGCAGUUGUUCUGCCUACGUUGGAGGAUAGCCGGAGUACUGGUGGUCGCCAGGUUAACCAGGACACAAAAUUAGGAAUUAAAAUUAUCCGUUGUCCGAUCUUUUUCGUAUUUAUGCGUCUCCACACUCCGUCCCCGGCUUCAGUCAGUGGUCGUUAUAUGCAACUUCAUGCAAGUGCGACACCACACACCUGUUCUUCUUUUCGGUGCGUCAUUGAAGACUUUGCGUCACAAUCGUCGGGAACUUGAGGCAAUAGCACCCAUAACGAGCACGUCUUGUGGUCCAGCGUAUCGCGUGUCCAGGCUAGAAUGUGUGACAUGGCGCAUAAGAUCUAUGUAAAUUUUAAGACAAAUUCGUUGCAGAGGGAAGAUUGACCCAAAUGCACCGACGGAAACUCCCGGCCAAUCGUGAACAAACUUCUAUUAAAUGAAAGCACAACAAAAAUACUGAAAUUCAUAUGACGCUUGUUUCAAAUAGCGUUUUUGGAAUAGUAGGAUGCUAAAAAUUCAGCAAUUCCAUAUAAAUCAGUAACUGCGACUUCCAGAAGCUCAUGAUAUUUGUCCGCGCAAACAAAUGAAUGAAUACAACAUCGCAAGCACAACGUUUCAGAUGUUGAUGCUUUUCGGAUGCAAACGACAAAAUCCUGCUUUUCUCUCUAAAUCCGAAUCCAUUUCACAACGCGUCAAUAUGACCACGCAAAAAUUAAAAUAUUUCGGAAGGGAUCAUCAUGAUACCCGCAACUCUUCAAUAUUGCGUAUCGGUUGAAAGUAGACUGCACAAACAAGCAAAUUACCGUACUGAAUUGUCUACUUGAUGGAGCGCCAAUCAGCACUUACUUAUUCUAUAUGUCCAUAGGCCUGAGAAUUACGGACAAUGCGGAAACAAUAUCUUUCUUCCAUUAUAACGUUGUUCUGGAGCACUUACUUAAACAAAGUAAGGGAUCAUGAUUUUUAAAAAAAAACAGAAAUGCCGUUUUUUGAAAAUAGCAUAAUUAUUUGCAUCAGCCUCGUCUAUGGUUAGUGACCUCACUGAUCAGAGGUGUCAGAAUUUAACAAACCAAUACCAAUCACUCGCAAAUUGGCACCAGUCCAUGGAUCCAAUAUCUAGUUUUAUAAAUAAUAACUGCGAGGGGUCCGAAAGCGUAAAGGGAAUAUUGAAGGUAAUAUUACAUCGUUUCAAGCACCAAUUUAUUCAGAAAAGCGGGAAACUCCGAAAACGUACAACGUGAUUGUAAUUGGGCAAGUUGCGGUUUUAGAUGUACAGGAUGUUUCCCCAUUCAAAAAAUAAGUAAAUAUGAAAGCUUCAAUGUAAAAACGUUUUAAAAAGUGCUUUAACGACGUUUACAUUAAAAUAUUUACAAAUUAGUGUAAUGUCAGCUAUGGUGGUUUGCCAACGGUCCACGAAGUAUAAAUUCAAAGCCGGCUUCCUGCGAAAAUUUUGUUUUUUUCGCUUAUGCAUUGAUUUGGAUGCGGUCCACUAAAGAGAACAGGAUUUUGCUUGAUUCCGCAUUUCAUAAGGUCGCGUGUUUCCAAGACGGUCGGUGAAUAAAAGAUUUAAAUAAAAUUUGCAGGUAUGGUCGUAAACAUACCAUGUUAUGUGUAUAAAGAGAACUUUUCACCGUAAAAUCAAUUUGCCCCUUGCCUUGUUCUAGAUUACGUUGAGUCUCAGAUAGGUCUUGAAAUAUAGUUAAACACUUCAUGAUUUUCAGUGUUUUCAGUUAAUUUCCCAUAAAUACAGAUUCCGUAUUAUGCGUUUAUUAAAGUCUUCAAAAUAAUAUACUUCUUAAAGGCAUUUACUGAAGAAGCGAGCGUUUGAGCGUUCUUUUUCGUGUAGAUGGUCGCAUGGAUCAUAUGAGAAGACUCACCCAAACAUGAAAUCUUAUAGUCGAAAAAAUGGACGUCCACAGCAAAAGCCAACAACAAAUAGACUUGCGACCAAUAAAAAAGCCUUCUUUAAUAAGUUAUCUUUUCAAGAAAUGAUUUUACACUGCAUUCCGUCGACAGGUGUACAGUGCGUGACCUAUCUCAUGAAAUUUUGGCUGAAAUUCUGAAAUGCGUUUUCGAUUCGGAAGGAUUACUUGGUCGCGGUUGUGAUACUGAUUAUCUUAAGGCAUACUCUUAUAACAUUUUGGACUCAGCAGGAUGUCGGCUUUAAAAUGCAGUUCUUUUCAAUCUCCUGUAGAAAGCGUGCUUGGUAAAAAUGACUACUUAAUUAGCAUGCAUUUUCCCCAUUGAUUUUCGAUGGUUUUGGAAAUUCAAAUAUAUUUUAUAGAAACGACAAACAAAAAUAUGCUUUCUCUUAGUCACUCAAUAGAGAAUUGCGUCUUCUUUAUAUUUUAUAUUUAAGGAAGGAGUAUAAUUAGGUUUUAAAAAAGUGUCUAAUUAUGAGACUUUUUAAGACCGCGAUAUGUCCAUUCACAUAGCAUCGUACCUGGCCGUUUACCACUGCUCCUCAUGAAAUGUACAACAUGGUCCGCAUCCAUUGCAAAAUUUUAUGGACGCUGUAUGAUAUCUCUUUAAUGACAUAGAAAAAUAUGGGAUUUUCUUUACGCGGAACGCAUGCACCUUGUAGAGUGUAAUCACUAAGCGCUAGUUUGUUCAGUGAGUUAGCUAGUUAGAUAGUCAGUUAGUUAGUUAGCCAGUUAGGUAGUCAGUUAGUUAGUUGGUAUAAUUAGUAAGUGGGUUAACAUGGUUAGUUAGUUGGUUGGCUUGUCAGUUAGGUAGUUAGCUAGUAUAGUUGGUUAGUCGAGUAGUUGGUUGUUAGUUAGUUAGCUAUUUAGUUAGAUAGUUCGUUGAUUAGUUACUUAAUUAGUUGGUAAGCAUACUUGGUUGGUAUUGUUAGUACAGUUAGUAUAUAGUCACUUGCUUCGAAAGUUUCACGUAGUUUGCCCAAAGUUUAGAUUUUUCACGGCUUUUGGUUUCCAGUGGUCCGUCCAGAAACGUCAUCUGUUUCGAUAUGUCGAAGAGGAUGUGUUAAUCAUUUAACUUACAUAACUGGUGAAUCGUACGGCAAACGGUCGAUAUUUACGAUGGUCAGUUGGAAAUUCCAUUAUUUAAGGGCAAUUUGCUAUCCCAUUAUGACUCUGAUCACCAUAUUCCUAUGCUUCUCUAGCAUGCUAUACUUUGUUGUUUGUUUGUUUUAACUAAUUAACGUUUUAUUUGUCCAUUUACGCUUUGGUUUUUUGCGUCGCGCGCUCUAUUAGAUUUCAUCCGCAAGUGCGUUAGUUAAAGAACCCCAUUUCUAUGUCAACCCAUAUAAUUUUCUAAACGGCAAAAUAAUAUUAGCCUAUUCAAACGAAGGAUUGCCUAUGUGUGUUGUUACUGAACUUGACGACACGAAAUCGCUCAGGCUGGCUAAUCUGACUUUUAUGAAUCAGUGAGACGUCUGAUUCUCUAAAAUUAACGCGUGGGUUUACAACAUGAUUCCCACGACUAGCAACAGGCAAAAGACAAUUUUCAUGUGCGGCAAGCUCCGUUUGGUAGAACUCUCGGGAGCAAAUUAAUUUACUCUCAAAAGCAGGCUAAAAUACAAAAUCGACAGGUAUUAGAUUGAGGACUGUUAGGAUAUAUCGCAAUAUCUAUUUUUACUCAAAUUUAUGAACACUUUGUUUGAUGAAAUUGCUCAAACACAUUUUUGUUUAAAAAAAACGACAUUUGCCUAGUGAAAAAAGGCGCAAAGUUUAAAGUGUCUAGAAAUCAUCAUUUCAGAUUUCAUCUUCAAGUUUCAUGAAUCGGGUCACAUGCUGCAAAUGCAAAAGGGAGUACCGACAGAGACAUGAGGGACCAAAACGGCUGUUUCUUGUUUACGAACCGUCAUCAAUCGGACAUAACAACUCGGGUUUCGAUAACUUGGGAUUCUAACCCGAAUUUUUCGAUCACCGAGCAGUAGGCCAAACGCUCUGCCACUGAGUCAUGGACGUAGUCGUCAGUUUGUAUGUCCUUGGUACUUGGCGUUUCCUCGUGUGUUUUUUAACGAGUUCAGACACAUUUUUAAUGCAGGGGAGAGUUCGCCAUGUAUUUGCCGUGGGCGUUUGACUGGAAAUGCCUAGUUUCUUUUUCUGACUCAUUUUCACAUGCAUAGGCGUACAGGGCAGUCAUUUUGAGAGAAUAAUUCGAACAAGUAUUCGAUUUGACACGACUUUUCUGGACAUCGGACACACCGCGUGGGACAAAACUCGCAUUGUCGGUGUCGUCCACCUCAAGAAAGACCAAGUUUCUCGAGUCUACGCACUCAGACGAAUGGUGCGUCCACCGGCAUAUCGAGCUGGAUUUCGUGUGCGGAAUUCUCAGGCAGAAGUUGAGGAGGCGGGAGCCAAUCAGAACAGGAUGAGGCACACCGUGAUUGCCAACUAGUGCGUUUAUCAUUUCCCGAAGAAAAUGAAGGGGAGAAGAUGAAGUUUUGAACCAAAUUACAUUUGUACUGACUUUUCGGAAACUUGCGGGUUUUCAACGUUACGGUAGUGCGGCUGCUGUUCCUUCUAGUCUUUAAUAACGCAGCCUAGCCGCCGUCCUCGUAUUAUAGCCGUGCUUGACGCACUACCUUUGACCUGCCUGUUUUCUGCUGACUGGCUUUGACCUCCCUGAGAUUGACCGUCAAUGGGUUCCCGUGAUCUUCGUCCCCUUUGCGGCCGGCGUACUUGUGGCCAUUUCAGCGCGUCUUUUGCCGCCCCCCUACACGUCAGUCGACUGACUGGUCAGUCAGUAGUGUUCCCAGGAGCUGCUUUCAGCCUCGCGAGCGCUUCGGUAGGGCAGUGUUUUAUGUUAGUUACGUCUUCUCCGGCCGCCCCCUCUUCCUCUUUUCUGUGAGCGUCGGCUCUCUGCUCCGCGUGUCCGGCUCUCCUAUUGGCCCUGUCGAAAUGACCCAAGCCUUGCGCGUAGUGUCUAGUAAACCCGAUGAAGAUCUAUAGCAUUGUUGAGUUUGUCAGUCGAGGGCUAACUUUCGAGAACCAGCCUGACCAUAUAUAAAGAUGAUGUUGUAAUUCUGGUAGGGAAAAGCUAUGAUAUUACUUUUCGGCGGGAAUACAGUGCCGCAACACUUAGAAUUGUCUAUUCCCCCACCAGCCUGUCUUACGGGCGGACUACUACUACUACUACCACUAAUACUACUACUACUACCACCACCACUACUACUGCUACUACUACCACUACUACCGCUGUUACUACUAAUACUACUACCACUGGCGGGAAUACAGUGUCGCAACACUGAAGAAAACUUUUUCCCCCGUCUACCACCACUGAUACGGCGAAUACUACUAAUAAUCCUACUAUUAGUACUACUACUACCACCGCCACCACGGCUGCCAAUGCUACUCUACCAACGCUUACAGUAUGGGUAACUAACUGCAAUAAUACUAGCAUCAGUAACGGAGUGUUGCGACACUGGUAUCCAACCUACUUUUCAUAUAGCUUUGAUGUAUUUAUUCAGCUGGCAACAAUCUGAACAGAUGAUUAUGCAACGGUAACUUAUUGUUAAGUCUUAGAAAGACUACAAGUAAAGACAAGGAGACUGACUUGUAAGCCAGUCAGAAAUGAGAAUUUCGGUCUUCCGCGACCGCAUUGUGGGGACCCUCAAUGGUGCUUUAAGGCAAAACAGAGAGAGUGUACUCAGUUGUGCAAUCACGUCGGUUAAGCAUCCCUUGCAUAUUACGUAUCUAACAUCUCCUAAUUCAGUGGUAGGGGGCGCUCACCGAUCGUUCAUACGGAACUCACUCGUUCCGUUGUGCCUUAAGGGCUCUCUCUCGAGCCCAACCAGCAACCGCACAGCGGCGCAUGAUAUAUAGGUAGAAUGGUAUAACCGACAAAGACAAGGGAGACUGGAAUGGCCAUUUCUGGCUUAUUAGCCGUCGUCAGCCAGCCAUACCCAAGCCCGAAGUGUGGAACACCCGAGCCUCGAACUCGCGACCUGUUGGUUUAGAAGUCCACGCCUCUACCCACCGGGCCACGAGCCCGUUGCCCUGUCGGUUUUCGAUCGUAAUGGAGUCAUCACUAGAAAAGUACUUUUGCUGGCAAGUAAGCAUAUUUUUUACUACACUCUCUCUCCCUCCCUUGACGUCCAGCUUACUACCAAUGGGUGCCCUUUGUGUUGGGUCUUCAGUGCAUCCUCUUCUACCUACCGCACAUAAUUUGGCAGACAGUCUGCACAGCUCGGGCCGGUGGCGAUAUCUUCACUCUGCUGGCGUCGGCGCGGCAAGCUUCUGCAGACGAUCGACAAACGCGUCAAAACAAGGUGACACGCGUGGCUGAUUUUCUGGAGGACAUGAUCGAGGAACAGCGUUGUGAUCGAAGGGUAUGUCCACCGACUUCCCCCCCCCCCCCCCCCCCCUACCUGCGUGGAUUCUUUUCUCGAAGAGCGAUCGCGAUUCAGUAGUGUUCAGCCCUAAAACGAUAUAAACAUGGAAGUUGCGCGACGUCCUAUUUGGCCUAUCGGACAGACAUUGCUGAGGUUGGAUCACAGUCAGUAGACCUAUGCAUUAACUAGGCCAAUCACAGUUGGCCUCCAGUCUGGUCACUCCCCUCUUCGUAUCAUGCGGGUACGCGGAGUAGCUUGUCAUCGGAUGAACUUUUGUUUUAUUUCUCUACCAUUUUAUGCAGUGAACGAUGUCUUACCAAUUGGUUCCCUACAAAAGCGAAGGUUUCGAUGGUUUCUUUUUAAUGUAGUAGGCUUUGAUAAGAAGUAUUAUAUGUGUAAGUGUAAGUCUGACAUAGAAAUUGACUCAGAAAGCAGUGGCAACGAUUAUUCCGUUGUCAGCCCCGGAGCGAAAUGCGUACGUGCGCGCGAGUCUGAGCACCGCCUCCCUGCUACCAACCCUUAAAGGCGACAAUAUCGAUCGGCACCACUGUGUGGACAAGCCGGGGGGGGGGGAGACGAAUCGCACGCGGCGCAAGUCAGCUGGCAAGGGGGUGUUUGAUCAUUGUUGGCACCCCACAAAUUCAAAAGAGGUCAGAUGUGGCUUGGUAGCUCCACCUGAAGUAAACAAACCCCAGCCACCUGUAAUACGGGACUGGUUAUAAUAUGGGUUUUUGCGGGUGGGGCCGGGGAACGCACAAGCGACGAGGUCAAGUAGUUGUAUGCAAAAUAAAAGCUAUUGGGAAUGUGCGGUUCUACUUUGAGUGUUUGAGAAAUAGUUGCCCUAACCCCUGACCCUAAGCCCUAACCCUAACCUCCAACUCUUACCCCUAACCCAAAUCAUAACCCCUAACACUAACCAUAACCCUAACUCCAACCCCAACAGUAUCGUGUCCACAAGAUGGGGCUACAUAACCACAUCUUGCCCAAAAGUCUUUUCUAAUACUGUGCGGGACAGAAGGAAUGCGUCACAUUAAGGAAAAUAGACGAGGUGUUGGUGCUCUCAGGACGGAGCUACCACUGGUUGCUAAAAUUUAUCGCUCUACCGGCUAGACCAUAGUUUCACUCUGUCGCCUGCUGCCAGGGAUUGAUAAAUUCAAUCACAGAUGACGCUCGACGAUUUGCGACGAUCUGCAGGACGGAAUGCGAACGUUCGCUUUAGCCUUAGAAUGGAGAAUAGGUUGGGGAAGUUUGGCAGUAAGACGAAGACACACGUCCGACGCCGUGAGAGCAGGCGUCUCGAAUGACUGUGAGGCAGGCGUCAGAGAGCCUUGGGCGAGGGCAUGUCUGCGUCGGUCUUGAAGCUGAUUGGUCGGUGUUGGGUAGCUGUACUUGGCCAGAAACCACAUAGAACGUCUCGGUUUCAGGGAAUGGACUGACGUGAUGAGAGCACCACUCUGGGUCCCAAAAAGUCAGACGAAAGACUGUCGCCGGUACGUGCGUGUAAGCAUGCGUCAUAGGUGUAGCGUUGCAACGGGGCAGGGUUUCAAUAAUUACAACACUAACGGGCGGCAUAAAAAGGUGGAAAAUGGCUAACCUACUGCCCCCUCUUUAUCUGCAAGGCUUCCCAAUAAGUGACUGACAGUCAGCAAGCGAGGGCCAGUGCGAAUCUGGGCCUUCAGCUCCCAGGCCAAGCGAAAAUGACAGUUUUCGUCCUGUAAUCACGGUAUACCUUUGCACUUCACCCCCUCGCAACCAUAGUAUUUAUGUCGCUCUGUGCAGUUCAAAGUCGAUAUACUAUCUACAAAAAACGUUACUAAACGCAAUUCACACAAAAAUAUGCAAUUCCAUCGGUCAUUCUGAACAGACUCAUUUCAUCGGCAUCCACCACUUACUCGUCAUAUAGCAUAGAGGAGGAAAACGAAAAUGUGAACUCCUGGAGACUUAAAGUGUCAUCGCCCCCCUUUGUGAACGUUUUAGCAUGCUUGAAUCUCACGGGUAAAGUCUUCUUUUGUUUCCUCUCAUUAUACAUAUUUAAACUUAAUCCCUGUGCUUACAAGGGCUCUUAGUUUAAACCGUUAGGAGUUGCACUGAAAAUAUCAGAUAUGAUACGACUUUUUGCAAAAUCUACCCAAAUCCAUCCCUUCUCGCUAUUUGUCUUGUCCAAAACACUAAAUUAAGCAUCUAAGUUAGUUGAGAAAGAAGACCAAUACGUGUAGACUUAGACUAUGCAAAACUGUCUGUCACAAAAUUUACGCUAAAUAACAACUGGCAAUUCAUCAUCUGUGGAUUCUACUCGGAUCUCUCUGACCACAGGUCCGCAGAAAUGCAGAAAGAAGCUGUGAAAAAUGCAUUUAUAAAACUGGAGCAGUCGCCCGGGGCGGGAUGCCUGUCGCAGUGUUUUAACCCCACUAACGCAACCCUGAGUGGACAGAUGGUAUAAAACACAAAGGUCGCCCGGUUGUGUGUAGCUCCCUUUCAAAAGUCAGUAUGCGGGAUCUGAUGGAAUGCGUUGAAUUUAGGAAAAUGAACUCGGUGAAAAAUGUAAUGAUUCCGAUGCCGAAAGUUGCCAUUUGAACACCACGGUGUGUAAUGUUGGUAGACUAAUUGUUCAAAUACAUUCAAGUGUUUCUGUCCACUUCUGUGAUUCUGAUCGUAAGCUCCGCGGAAUGUCCGCAGUAUCCGACAGAGAUAAAACCCACUUCUUAUGUUUAUCCUGCCAGAGCCGUAUUUGUGGUAUCGAAAAAUUUAAUGUCCCAGAAAAAUCGCAGAGUGACCAGUGGCUGACGAAAGACGUGUGGCUGUUGCUUAAAAAAAAUCCCCAGAAUAGCUGGUGAAAACAGUUCAGCUAUUUAAUUGUAGGCUAGUGCGAUAUAUUUCCAGUGUUGAAGCCCCCAAUUCCAGGGCCGUUAUCACAGUUUUUUGUAAAUAACACAGUUACGAAUUCGCUUCCUUCAAACUUAUUUGAAACGAAGAACCUGCCAACGGUUGCAUUUGCCUUUAACGGGCUAUGCAACUCAGAUCUCCGGUAGUGUGGGUUCGCGUCUAUUUUUUGUGCUAUACUUAGCGAUAUCCAUAUAAGCAGCUUCAUCACAACACCAGCCAGUGGUCGAAAGAUGGGCUUCACUUUCUCAUAUUGUGUGUCGAAAUUAAUAAAACUUGAACCUAAAUCUUAAAGCUGUUUUCAAAUACAAAUUAUCAUUCAAGGAAGGUUAUAAUACUGACUGACGUGAUAGAAUUCCAGAUAACUUUUUCAAUACCAUGAUGCCGAACUCUGGCUGAGUACUGUCUAGAUACUUGUUGGAAUCGCACGCUGAAAAAAGCUGACUGUUUAUUUAUUGAGCAUAUUUUAUUGAUUCUUUGUGGUAAUUCAAAAAACCAAUUUCGUACGCCUAACCCACAGCAAACCGUCCUUUUCACAUUUUCCCCCAACGCAUUAUGUACUUCAGUUUUCAAAAGCUCAUAAAUAGUUAUAUCUUUUUAAACACCGGCAACAUUCUCCUGGGUUUAUUAGUUUCCUAGAGCACAUGCUCAUUAAGUCCUCCAUAAUAUAUUUUUUACCACUCCACCUCUCAUGAGGAAAAAUCCCAGCGGAUUGUACCGUAUGUCUUAUAAACAGCAUUACCACACCCCAAAUACUAGAUUUCACACGAGCAUCCUAAAAUCUCUUGUGAAUCGGAGGAGGUCUUGCCUCGAGGUUGAACAAUUUGAGGAAAAACAAGUAGAAGAAAUUCAAAAAAAAAUCCAUUUUACAAAGUAUCACUAGUUUACUAUAGGUAGGGAAAAACAUUGAAUGAAUACGUGCUACUUAGGUUGCCCCUAUUCCUGACAAUGGUGAUAUUUGGCCAAAAGUCAACUAGCUGUCGUGAUAAAUGAGCUGUGGUUAUAUUCCAUACCAAGCAACUUUGUCUGUUUGGAUGCUUAACCAAAAUUUGGGAAUUAAAGUACCAGCUUCGAUGUUCCUCAAGCUCCCAUCUCUACGCAGUUUCACUUCAACUUCAGACUCUAUCGUAAACCUUCUAUGACUUUAGCAGUGACUCCAUAUCAUGCCGACCAUUUUGAGUAGUCUAAUACAAUAUCAUUGAGAAAUAAAACAUCACAAUUCAGUCAAAAAGACUGAUGGCCAAAAUUGAAACAGAAUUACACUUGCCGCAUGAAGGCAAAGCAAACCAAAUCAUCCGCAAUACGUUGCUGUGAAUGAUGCUAUUUUCGCUUAUCUGUUAUGCGCGCGUCAAAUUUUUUAAAAUUAAAUUCUCAAGGACUGGGACUAAUGUAUGCAAUGGAAGAUUUAGAUACCUGGACACUUCAAAAGUCGAUAUAAAUAUCAUCGGGCUGCCGAAAAAUCGGACCAACAGCAUUACCCAUCUGAUUUUGUAGUGAAAAAAGAGCGAAUCAGUGCUAUUGCUUUGGCCGAAUUAUAAAUUAGGCGAAGUGCGAACCGCUUGAAUAGUAACAUAAAUGGAAUUUGAACCCGAACUCAAAAGGCGCGCCAGCUCAAAUUCCGUGUCUCUCGAGCAAGAUGAGCGGUCCGAAAAUUAUGCCAUCCAUUUGAUUCUGAGGAACAGAAAAGGAUCUUACAAAAAGUUUACAUUAAACGCUACUGAUACAGCUUCUUAUCGAUUGUGGCCCGGACCUGCAGUCCUGUUCCGGCAACUUUUCCCGAGUUCGUUUGCUUUUUCUAAUCAAAAUUAUAACUUGCCGUAUGCCAAAUGCAGCUGAUUGAGAAACCACAUGGAAGACACUGAGGGACCCACAGCCGAACUGGGCUUUUCCAGUUGGAUCAGGCAGCUCCUAGUAAUUGCGAAGCACGUGUGUGGGCAUUCACGAGACACCUCUGUUGAAAGAAUGCUGAGGAAUCUUUACGUGUUCAUGGCUAAAUGCUGCUAAAUUCUCAACUGAAAACGUAAAGAAGUUAUUCGGCUGAAGUCAAUAGCCUAUAACCCAAAUAGGUAAGAAAAAUUUGGGUUUGAAAAAAUUUACACGGGGUCCAUGCAGUAUUGUUAAACGAACUUAUGAAUCACUCAUUAAUAGGCUUGUGGGGUUGAUUAGGCUAGAUUCUGCCUUGCGCUUGCUUUGAAGUUGUAGUGAAACACUACAUGACACCAAACAGUUAAUGUUGCAGGAAUGAUUCUGGCUUGAAAAGCUGUCAUAAUUCUGGGCGAGAAGAAUAUAAACAUAUCGGAGCUUUUAGUAGCUUCUUCUUUCUCUCUCCGAUGACUAGAUCACUUUCUCAUUCAUUCUUUUCUUUCAUCUCAGGGUCCAAGAACGCAAUUGGUUAACAAAAUGUACGAAAGCUGCGGCAUCUGUGUGAUGAGUAAACGCAUGGGCACCUGCCUUCUGAUGUCCUACCUUGCGAUAAAGAUACUGAUAGUAGUGAAUUCCGCCCUCCAACUCUACCUCAUCCAAUGCUUCCUAGGCUUCUCUGGAAACGAUGUACCACCGGCAGACGGCCCUAUUCAAGACAAUCAGCCCACUGAUCAAAACUACAAAAUAAGUGAGUUAACCUUUAUAAGGGAAACGAGCAAGAGUGGAAGACCAUAG
Molecule: messenger RNA, 19829 nt
Organism: Spirometra erinaceieuropaei
Lineage: Eukaryota; Metazoa; Platyhelminthes; Cestoda; Diphyllobothriidea; Diphyllobothriidae
Source: the annotation of a GenBank genome assembly